AGGCAACAAAGAAGACAAGACAUUUCAUGGAUCAGAGGGAGGAUGGCCAGGAGCAGCCGAAUACAACCAACAAACCAAGAAGAUAGGUUCUCAGCAUACCUGCAAAAUACCUAGGACAGGAUAAGGAAAACAUUCAGCAAAGAGAAGUUGAAAGGGGUUAUCCAGGAUGAGAAAAUCAGAGCUAAUUUCUUCUAAAAACUGCACCACCUCUGUCCUAAUGUUGUGUGUGACAUCGCUGCUCAGUUCUUCAAAAGCGAAUGGAGAAAACUUGUAAUACUACAUACAACAUGAGGACAGGUAUGGCGCUGUUUUCGGAAACAAAUUGCUCUGUUUUCUAUUCCCUUUUAGCAAACUCCUAGGAUCCAGAAACAUUCAUCUGAUGAACGGCACAGGCAGCAAAGAAGACAAGACAUUUCAUGGAUCAGAGGGAGGAUGGCUAGGAGCAGCCGAAUACAACCAACAAACCAAGAAGAUAGGUUCUCAGCAUACCUGCAAAAUACCUAGGACAGGAUAAGGAAAACAUUCAGCAAAGAGAAGUUGAAAAGGGUUAUCCAGGAUGAGAAAAUCAGAGCUAAUUUCUUCUAAAAACUGCACCACCUCUGUCCUAAUGUUGUGUGUGACAUCACUGCUCAGUUCUUCAAAAGUGAAUGGAGAAAACUUGUAAUACUACAUACAACAUGAGGACAGGUAUGGUGCUGUUUUCGGAAACAAAUUGCUCUGUUUUCUAUUCCCUUUUAGCAAACUCCUAGGAUCCAGCAACAUUCAUCUGAUGGACGGCACAGGUAAAAUCUGGUUGUUUGCACGAAGGGUUGGAGAAGGCGGUCGAUGAGCUGAGAAAGGUUAGAGCUCAGUGCUAUGACGUAAAGUGAGGCCGGAAGAAGCGCACACUGUGCAAAAUUACCGGUGAUAGGCUCUGAGUGCCCACACAUGUCUGCAGCCCCGGUCCGCCUGCUUUCUCCAAAUAGGAGCAUCGAGUCUCAUACCCAGCGCCUCUGCUCCUUACAGGCAAGAUGGAUCCUCGAUAAAUCUUCAAGGAGAUAACAUGGAGAACAAUGAUGCAUGUGCCCAGCGGUCAUCCAGCAUGGAAGAUGAGGAGAUGCCCAAUUCUUGUACGAGCAAUGGAGAUGUCUGGGCACCGCAGCAAUGGAGAAGUAUGGAGUCCAAUACUAAACUGAAUAUGGACUUACAGCUGAGCAAUGACAACUGUGAUCCUGACAACCUUGAAAGAACAGAUCCUUAUGAUGCCUAUGACUGGGACUCCGUCAGCAUCAUCCACAGGAAAAUGGAACUGUUUCCCAAAUGGCAACUACCAGCAAAAGUAUCAUUGUCUCUGUCUGUGCUCUUUUUUAUAUACACAUUCCUCCGAGAAGUUCUGCAUCCGUUUCUUGUACAUAACAGAAAUGAGUUCUACAGAAUUCCAAUUCUGGUGAUUAACAAAGUGUUGCCAGAUGUGGCCAUCACACUACUGACUUUGGCAUACUUGCCUGGAAUAUUAGCCACAAUUCUCCAACUUCACCGGGGCACGAAGUACCGAAGGUUUCCCCAAUGGUUGGACACCUGGAUGCUUAGACGAAAGCAGUUUGGACUGUUGGGUUUCUUCUUUGCAGGAAUGCAUGCCAUCUACAGCCUGUCCUACCCUAUGAGAAGGUCCUACAGAUAUAGACUUCUGAACUGGGCAUAUGAGCAGGUUCAGCAACAAAAAGAAAGCAGCUGGAUUGAGCAUGACGUAUGGAGAAUGGAGAUUUACGUGUGUCUGGGUAUUAUAGCUCUGGCUAUAUUAGCUGUAUUGGCUGUGGCAUCAAUCCCUGCUGUUGGAAACUCCUUGUCAUGGCGAGAGUAUAACUUCAUACAGAGUAAGCUGGGCCAUAUAGCGCUAUUCUUCUGCACGGUACAUACGCUGGUGUUUGCCUGGAAUAAAUGGGUGGAUAUAAAGCAGCUUAUUUGGUACACUCCCCCCACAUUCAUGCUGGUGGUCCUCCUUCCCUUGGUCGUCCUUCUCUGUAAAGCCGUAUUAAUGUUACCCUGCUUCAGUAAGAGAAUCCAGAAGAUCCGAUGCGGAUGGGAGUCCAGCAAAAGAAUGGGCAUCAAAUGUGUUCUUACCCGCUUGUAGUAUUUAUUUCCAAUAUAAUAUUUGUACAAUGUCGUCUCAUUGGCUUGUGUAGUAAGAAUGGUUCCUUAUACAUAAGAGACAAUUAUAACUAAUAGAAGAUUUGUGUAUCAUCCUCUAAGAAAUAGAGCAGACCCCUCAGAUAACAAAUGGGGCUGCAGUAUGCACGUUACCGAUGCUCCAUUCUGACGGGAGGUUCGGGAUCUCAUUCUUGAGAUCACAGUAGUCCUGUGGGUAUAAAAUAAGUCUAAUGGAGGGACAAGCUAUUUAAAGGGGUUAUUCGGCCAAAGAGCAGCACCUGCAUUCUAUACGGGCUGCGUCUCCAGUCUCAGAAAGCUCUUUGUUUUACGGUA
Hyla sarda is the source of this 2460-nucleotide messenger RNA. RefSeq names its product STEAP family member 1 (gene STEAP1). The transcript is spliced from 9 exons. Lineage: Eukaryota; Metazoa; Chordata; Amphibia; Anura; Hylidae. The record is from RefSeq and is a predicted model, not a curated record. Gene Ontology annotation, cellular component: endosome; plasma membrane. Bases 1043 to 2110 code for a protein of 355 amino acids.